Messenger RNA from Chroicocephalus ridibundus (black-headed gull), 3121 nucleotides. RefSeq names its product cytochrome P450 1A4-like. Lineage: Eukaryota; Metazoa; Chordata; Aves; Charadriiformes; Laridae. Gene Ontology annotation, molecular function: oxidoreductase activity, acting on paired donors, with incorporation or reduction of molecular oxygen, reduced flavin or flavoprotein as one donor, and incorporation of one atom of oxygen; steroid 17-alpha-monooxygenase activity; iron ion binding. The transcript is spliced from 7 exons. The record is from RefSeq and is a predicted model, not a curated record. Bases 422 to 2011 code for a protein of 529 amino acids. Gene Ontology annotation, biological process: hormone biosynthetic process; progesterone metabolic process.
CCCAAACAUCCCGCCCGCUUCGCACGCGAUGUCGUCGUGUUACCCCCCCCUCCCCUGGUCUGGAACCCACGGGAGGUACCGGCAACCUCACCCCCCCUUCCCCGACCCGUCGGGACGCCCCCAGCCUCCUCCUUCGCCCCCCGCAGGAGACAGGCAGGGGAGCGGCGGUCCCACACCCCACGCCAGUGCCACCGCGGAGAGGGGGGGCGGUGUGUGUGUGUGGGUGGUUGUGUGGGGGGGUCCAGUUUAGUUAUUUGGGAGUUUGGACGCACGUCAGCUUUGAUUAGGCUUCGGUCACGUGACGGGAGGUUGCCGGGCCAAUCAGGACGAGCGGCGAUGCAUAUAAAGCAGGAGCGAAGGGCGAGCGGGGUACCUGCCGGCAGGAUCGGGCCCCCAGGCGCUCCACUCCGGAGGUUUCUGAAUGGCAGCAGCGAUGAAGGCUGCAAUGUCAUUGGUGGGAAGUCAAGGAGUUGUCUCGGCCACCGAGGUCCUCCUCGCAGCUGCCGUCUUCUGCCUGGUCUUCCUGCUCAUCCAGUCCCUCCAGCAGCACGUGCCCAAGGGACUGAAGAGCCCCCCAGGACCCAGAGGCUACCCCAUCCUCGGCAACGUGCUGGAGCUGAGGAAGGACCCACACCUGGUCCUGACCCAGCUGAGCCAGAAGUAUGGGGACAUCAUGGAGGUCAGGAUCGGCACCCGGCCCGUGCUGGUGCUGAGUGGGCUGGAGACCAUCAAGCAAGCAUUGGUGAAGCAAGGAGAAGACUUCAUGGGGCGCCCUGACCUCCACAGCUUUCAAUACAUUUCAGACGGGCAGAGCCUGGCCUUCAGCCCUGACUCAGGGGAGGUGUGGAAAGCCCGCAGAAAGCUGGCUCAGAACGCCCUGAAGACCUUCUCCAUUGCCCCCAGCCCCACCUCCUCUUCCACCUGCCUCCUGGAGGAGCACGUCUCCAAAGAGGCCGACUACCUGGUCACCAAGUUGCUGCAACUGAUGGAUGAGAAGAAGAGCUUUGACCCUUACCGGUAUGUGGUGGUCUCUGUGGCCAACGUCAUCUGUGCCAUCUGUUUUGGCAAGCGCUACGACCACAACGACCAAGAGCUGCUCAGCUUGGUGAACCUCAGCAAUGAAUUUGGUGAAGCAGCUGCUGCUGGCAACCCUGCUGACUUCAUCCCCGUGCUCCAGUAUCUUCCCAGCCGCACCAUGCAGAUCUUUAAGGACAUCAACAGGCGUUUCAACUUCUUUGUGCAAAAAAUUGUCCGGGAGCAUUACACCAGCUUUGACAAGGAGCACAUCCGGGAUGUCACGGACUCGUUGAUUGAGCACUGCCAGAAUAGUGUAGGGGAGGAUACCAAUGUCCCACUCUCCAAUGAGAAGAUCAUCAACAUUGUCAAUGACCUCUUUGGGGCCGGCUUUGACACGGUGACAACUGCCUUAUCCUGGAGCCUCAUGUAUGUCGCCUUGUACCCCCACAUCCAGAAGAAGAUCCAGGAAGAACUAGACCGGACCAUUGGCAGGGAGAGGAGACCGAGGCUGUCGGACCGGGGUACGCUGCCCUACACAGAAGCCUUCAUCCUGGAGAUGUUCAGGCACUCCUCCUUCCUGCCCUUCACCAUCCCGCACAGUACGACAAAAGCGACGGUGCUGAAUGGCUACUACAUCCCCAAGAACACCUGCGUGUUUAUCAACCAGUGGCAAGUGAAUCACGAUGAGAAGCUUUGGAAGGAUCCCUCAACCUUCAACCCCGAGAGGUUCCUGAAUGCUGCGGGAACUGAAAUAAGCAGGACAGAGAGUGACAAAGUGCUGACUUUUGGCUUGGGGAAGAGGCGAUGCAUUGGGGAGUCCAUCGGCCGGUGGGAGGUCUUCCUCUUCUUGACCACCAUGCUGCAGCAGCUGGAAUUCAGCCUCCGCCCCGGGGAGGAGGUGGACAUCACUCCUCAGUACGGACUGACGAUGAAGUACAAGAAAUGCGAGUGCUUCCAGAUUAAGAAGCGUUUCCCCAUGAAGAACUCUCCAUAAGCUUUGCAGAAGAAAGCCAGCCCUUGGAGUCGGACACUCAUCUAGCUUUUGCUAAUGCUCUCUUGAAGCCAACACAGCCCCUUGCUCUGUUGCUUCACCGGAGGCUUGUUCAUCUCAUGAAAAUAUGAGCGGGGAGGGAUAAAGCCGGCUUUGUCAGGCUCCUCGCCGCUCCCCAAGCCAGCUCUAUCGCCCUCGCCUGCAGAGCAGAUCCUCAGAGGUCCAGCCCACACGUCCCUCUCUGGGGAGGGACCACAGGGAGGUGGUGGGGAGGAGGAGGGCUGGGAGAAGCGGUGGGAGAUGUUGGUUAGGGAUGUCCUCACCCUGCCUGGUGCCGUGGGCAGCUCCCUUCAUCUGCCAGAUAGGAAUAAACCUGCAGGUUCCCCCUCAAGAAAGCUGGCCAACCUUAACCGAUGGGGUGAAAGUCUUUGAAGCUUGUUUGGUAGAGCAGUUGGCCAACUCUUCGGCUCCUCAUGCCGAGGGCCUCAGGCUCUCCCCGCUGCUUCAGCUGCCUGCUGAAGGGCUCUGGAGGCCUGACCUACCCCUGAGCCAGCACCCAUCCCAGGUGGACCCGUUCUGGGUGCGCCCUCACACAGCUAGAUUUCCAGAAUGUAAAUUCAUUAAGUGAAUCCCCGAGUAUUUCUACUAAUCCUUGGUGACAGCCUGACUACUAGAACAAAAUGAUAUGAUUAUAUCUAUCUACAAAAUCAUAUGAUUAUAUCUAUCUAUCUACUUACAGCUGUAAGUAGUGCUGUUGGCAAUUUGAGGUAUUACCAGUCAAACUCCUAACAAGAAGCCUCCUGGAAAGUAUCAAAGGACUGAGAAUAAGGGACAAAAAGCAAUAAGAGGCACGGCGGAACACUUCUGGCUUUCACACUAUGUAUUUGCUGCUUUUUUUAAUUAGUGGGUUGUUUGGUUUUUGGUUUUUUGUUUUGUUUUUUUUUUUUAGCAACCGAGCAAUAGAUUUCUGUAUUCAGACUAGGGAAAGGAGCAAGGGUUUGAGAACGACAGGAGAUGCACUGCUUCACGGCUUCAGCCAGCGUGAAGGAGAAUUCCCAAGGCAAAUGGGGGUUGUUUGUACCUGUGUGGAAUACAAACCGCACAGUAUUUCUA